AUGUCGCGGUUUUAUGCGACGUGUCACCCGGGAUUGGAGGAGGUGGUCGCGCGCGAGCUCGCGUCGCCGAUGAUUGACGCGCGGGAGGUGCGCGUUGGGAAAUCCGGCGUGAGCUUUGUCGGGACGCAGCGCGUGGGGUACGACGCGAAUCUGUGGUUGCGAAGCGCCGUGCGCGUGCUCGUGGAACUGAAACGAGGAUAUCUCGAUCCGGGGGUGAGCGGCACGGAGAGCGUGUACGAGUUCAUCAAGCGGGCGGCGCCGUGGGAAGAGGUCGUUCCAGGGGUUUCCCGAGCGGGCGAGGCGUUGACUUUCGCGGUGGAGACGCGCGUGUGGGAUUGCUCUCAAAUCACGAGCUCGCACGCGGCGAAGAUUCGCGUCAAGGAUGCCGUGUGCGAUGCUCUCGUUGACGCCACGGGAACGCGUCCGCAACCACCGAUAAACUACGCCGCCGCGGAUGUGCCUCUGUACGUCACGCUCUAUCGGGACGAGGUCAUCGUGUAUCGAGACAUGAGCGGGGAGUCGCUUCACCGCCGAGGAUACCGAAACGCCAUGCACAGAGCGUCCCUGAGUGAAUCCGCGGCGGCUGGGAUGCUCAGUCUCGCGGGUUGGCCCGAUAUGCUCGAACAGUGGCGACGCGAUCCCGACGGAACGCCCGCGCCCGUGCUCAUCGACCCGAUGUGCGGCAGCGGAACGUUUCUCAUCGAAGCCGCGCUCAUGGCGGCGAACGUCGCGCCCGGCUUGGUCCGGGCCGAAACCAUCGGCUACGCGUUUGAACGGUGGCCCGAUCACGAUCAACGCAUGUUCGAUGCGUGUCUGGAGGACGCGCGAAGAAUCGGGUCGGAGACGCGCGCGGCGUGCGCGUCGCCGCCAGUCAUCAUCGGGAACGACAUCCAUCCGGGCGCCGUGACGCUGGCGGGGCAGGGCGCGGAGACGGCCAGAGUCUCUGGCAUGGUGGAAAUUUUCAGAAAUAACUGCGAAACUUUCAGGUUACCGUCGAAGAUUGACCCCGAGGCGCGGCGAGUCAUCGUCACGAAUCCUCCUUGGGGGAAGCGCAUCGGCGCGGGCGGAGACGCCGAGGGCGACGAUGGGUACGCGGGAGAUGGCGAAUUCGACCGCGAUACCACAGUGAACUCGAAUGGAGUGAGCGCGGAGGAGGCGCUCGAGCAGUGCUGGAACUCGCUCGGGGUUUUCCUCAAGCGAGAGUGUCCCGAUACCUCUGCGUUUGUCUUGAGCGGGAACCCGGCGGUAUCGAGAGCGAUUCGGAUGCGAGCGUCGCGAAAGCACGUCGUCGGCAUCGGCGGCGUCGAUUGCCGUCUUCUUCGCUACGAUAUUUUACCACCGAAACCGCCGGGGUACGUUCCGACGCACCGAGAGAAUCGUCGAGACGAGCGCAACUGGUAA
Ostreococcus tauri is the source of this 1401-nucleotide messenger RNA. Its product is annotated as DNA methylase, N-6 adenine-specific, conserved site. Gene Ontology annotation, molecular function: RNA binding; methyltransferase activity. The coding region runs from base 1 to 1401 and encodes 466 amino acids. Gene Ontology annotation, biological process: methylation. The transcript has a single exon. Lineage: Eukaryota; Viridiplantae; Chlorophyta; Mamiellophyceae; Mamiellales; Bathycoccaceae. The record is from RefSeq and is a predicted model, not a curated record.